Meriones unguiculatus (Mongolian gerbil) is the source of this 3081-nucleotide messenger RNA. RefSeq names its product keratin 222 (gene Krt222). The transcript has 6 exons. The record is from RefSeq and is a predicted model, not a curated record. Gene Ontology annotation, molecular function: structural molecule activity. NCBI's taxonomy places the organism in Eukaryota, Metazoa, Chordata, Mammalia, Rodentia, Muridae. The coding region runs from base 95 to 1153 and encodes 352 amino acids.
CCGUCCCAGCGGCCCUGUGGGUGUCACUUUCCUCUCUCCCCGGAGACUCUGAGGUUUCUUCUGCGCUAAGGACGCUGUCACGUCGGCCUAGCUGAUGAGCAGACCCGUAGCCCCCCAGCUUCUGGUGGGGAAAUGGAUCCCUGCAUCUUUAAGGCUCCGCGGGGCUGUCUGCUCCGGCGACGCAGGCAGGGCAGGCUCUGCGGCAGCAGCUGCUCUUCCCACCACCGCUAAGGUCCGGUUAGCCAAGGUGGAGGAUGGGAAGAGAAUGGAGCUCUCCCAGCUCCUCAAUGAGAUCAGGGCAAACUAUGAGCAGCUCCUCACCAGAAAUCAGAUAGAGACGGUGCUGUCCACACGGAUGCAGCUAGAGGAAGAUAUAACCAGAAAGAUGGACAAGGAUGAAGAAGCUCUGAAGGCAGCUCGGGCUGAACUCAAGGAGGCCCGACGGCAGUGCCACCACCUGCAAGUGGAAAUCGAGUCUCUCCAUGCUGUGGAAAGGGGCCUUGAAAACUCCCUGCAGGCCAGCGAGCAGCACUACCAGACCCAGCUGCAGGAUCUGGAGUCCGUGGUGGACAGGCUAGAGAAGGAGCUACAGGAAGUGAGGCGUGGCAUCGAGAGGCAGCUCCAGGAGCACGAGAUGCUCCUCAACACGAAGAUGAGGCUGGAACAGGAGAUAGCCACGUACCGCCGCCUGCUAGAGCAGGAAGAGAUCAGAUAUUACGGUUGUAUCCAAGGAGAGAAAAAAGAAGAAAAACCUACCAGGGGUAAAGUUGGCUUUCUUCUCCCCUCUGCCAUUAUAAAUGAAAUAUCCUUUUCAACAAAAGUCUCACAAAAGUAUGAAAAUGAAACUGAGGAGACAGUGAACAAACAGGCGGUACUAAAUGGAAACACGGUGAAGGAGAGUGCGGAGGCUCAUGGCACCAUUCAGACAGAGAAAGUGGAUGAAGUCAUAAAAGAGUGGGAAGGCUCAUUCUUUAAAGACAACCCUCGCUUGAGGAAAAAGUCUGUUUCUCUCCGGUUUGAUCUCCAUUUAGCAGCCACCGAUGAGGGGCCUUUACAAAGUAGACGGGAUAAUCUACCAGAUAUUGAAGUCAGGCUUAUCAUGCGAAGAUCAUGUAGCAUUCCCUCCAUCAAGCCCCCGCCAGUAACCAACUAACCUGGAGAUAGUAUUUAUCAAGGACACUAGGUUGGACCUAAGUGGGCCAUGCAGACCCCCGGUCCCGAAUGUAAGUUAUUCUAUAUGUAUGGCUAACGUUAAGAUGCUGUGGGCUACAGCUCUCUUCAGAGAACACAUGUAGUCAGAGGUAAAGUUGCUAGGACUCCAAAGAUGAGCCUUUUUUUUUUUUUUUUUUUUUGUGAGGGGGGUGCCUAAAAAUAAAUCAGAAAUCCAAGGUGAUUUGUGUUUUAUUUAUCAUCCAAAUAUAGCUUUAGCGGAGACUUUACUUAUUAAGGUGGCUUGGUUAGGUUUGUCAUUUCCCUCAAAGUCUGAACAUCCUAAGGAAAAUAGAACAGCUUGCUUGGGUACUGAAGAGUUACAGUGAGUUCUGUGGUUCCAGACCAGCUGAACCUAAAAUGUUUGUUCUGCUUCUAAAAAGGCAGCAGUUAGGAACAGAUGUUAAAGAAGGGGACUUAAUAUUUACUUAGGACUUUUCCUUUUCAGACAAUCAUUUGAACCCUGAAAAUUAAGAAGUGUUCAGUCCAUGAGCAAUUCUGAAUGAAGUAUAGAGCAUACCUCAAGGUCAUUUGAUGAUUAAUAAAAUUAUGUUAUUCUAUACCUUAAAGUUUUUUUUAAUAAUAAGUAUCUAGUUUGCUGGAGAGUCAGUUUGUUGAAAGAACUAUAAAAAUUGUAUCCUUACACACACACACACACACACACCAGCUGUACGAACGAAACUUUUAAAGCAAAUUGAAAAGGUGGUUAUUCUAGUUACUGGGACAGUUACCCAACUGCUCAUCAUCUGCUCUUCCAUCUGUAAAAUGAAGUGUGAGUAGCAUUUGGUAUGGCCUUAGAGAAGAUGUUCUGGGAACUAGGAGAAGAGUUCUUGCAGUCAUGUAUGUGAACUAACAGCACAGUGCUGCUACCCGAGCUAAGAAUGUCUGCAGAACUUGUUUUUAACUUGUUCAAACUGUAAUAAAUACAGAUGUAAAAUAUAUUUGUGAAUAAGUGAAGAACUGUUGCAAAGUUUUUUUUAAACAACUUAAUUUGUUCAACGCAGGUAUAUUUACUUGGAGACCUUAAAUAAUAAAUACCUCUUUUAAGACAUUAGACGUUUAUAGGCUUUUUUUUUUUUUCUCUAAACAACUACAAAGAGGAGUACAAACCAUUCACCACUCCUCUUUGUUUCAGCUGAAGUAUCUAAGGGCUACAGCGAUACUAGCAUUUUAAGGCAGCCUUCAACAUCCAUCCCUUCUCUCUCACUCCCUCUCUCUCCCCGUGUACAUACAUAUAUAUGUUGACUAGUAAAUAUGCUUUAGCCUCAAGGAACUUGUAUUAAUUAACUUUUAAUACAGGGACUUAACAUUCACUUUUUUUUCAUUCCUUCAGGCUCCUUUUAGCUGGCUCUCUCUGGUUAAAAGGAACGAUGCUGUUCGCCAAGGAGACAGCGGCAUGUUCACUGCUCAUUUUGGCAUAAGCAUCUGACCUAAAAUUGUAUCUAAUACAUAAAAUGUUUCUUUUGGGCUGGGGGCAUGGCAGGGUAGCAGAGCUUCACCUAGCACACAGGAGGCACUGGGUUCGGACCUCAGGGGAGAGAAAAGGUGAAGUUUCGUUCAUUCAUCAUUAAGCGCUGCAACUUUAUUGAAGCCUUGACAUGCAAUCAUAUGAGAUGUUGUACUCGUUACUGCACUAUGCAACGACGGUUAUGGUAAAGAGAUACGUUUAAUGCAAUCUCCUGCGGUGUUAGUACUGGGCACCGUGGAUUCGCAGCUUGCUAGAGAAAUCCCGCUACAGAGCUAUUCUGUGUAUAACAUGAAGUACUUGAAUUUGUAAACGAGUUUUGUUUGCUUCGAGGCAUUUUAAAAUCAGAAUAUAAAUUUACCAAAGUAAAUGAUACCACCAUAAUAAAAAAAAAAUUGAAACAUAAA